Messenger RNA from Lymnaea stagnalis (great pond snail), 11901 nucleotides. The record is from the annotation of a GenBank genome assembly. Lineage: Eukaryota; Metazoa; Mollusca; Gastropoda; Lymnaeidae.
ACUAUCUGUACGCAUUACGCAUGUCAAUGAAAUUUGCAUUGUAACUUCCGAAUUUGCCAGUCACUAUGGUAAGAAUGAAAAUAAAAUUACUGAAACUUUUAAUAUAUGACAGUUUUCGAUAGUUACUUCAAACAAUACUUAAUCAGUAUCUGCACACAUUUAAGUAUUCUUUUUUUUCUUUGUCAAGAAAUUUUUUUUAAAGUUUGAAGCGUAGAAGCAAAUGUAAAUAAACUAGUUAAUUAAAUACCAAUUAUCGAUACCCCCCCCCCCCGGUAUUUGUUCCCGAUUCACAAAAAAGAGUUAUUAGCAAUUAUUGGCAACAUUUCAUAUACUCAGAUUAUAUGUAGGAAACUUGACACAAAUUUUGACAUAUAUGAUCUUAUAAAUAAACAGGGACAACGCCAGUCUGGUGGAACAGGAGGUCAAGGAGGUGACAAAGGUGAUGAUAAAGUAAGUAGUAGGCCUAACAUAUAUCAUUUAAUCUUCUGAUUUGUAUGUAAGUAUGUACUACUAGGCACUAUACUAUGCAUACAGUUAAAAAUCUGGCUGAUUUUGGGUUAGUGGUAAGGCCAGCUAUGCAUUACAUGGUCACAGAGCUUCCCCAGGUCAACUUCCAUUUGCAGCGUUGUAGUAGUAGUAGGCCUACUCAAAAGAUUUACAUAUUUAUGUUUGUGUUAAACCCAUUCUCCCCUCCCCAGUAUUUGGUAUUGAAAAAUUAUGGUGAAGUGUCCUGUUAAAUUAUAUAAAUAUUUUGAAUUUUAAGCUUUGCACAUGACUAAUUUAUUAGUUAAAGCUUUCCUUAACCAAUGGUUCAAUAGUGAUAUCAAUAGUGAAUAGUGUAUUAAGAGAUUUUGCAUACAGAAAAUUAUGAUAAUUUAUAAUAAUGUUUUUAAACCUCAAAUGAAAAUAUUCUGGUUUAAAUGACUUAUAAAUUCAUUCUGAAACACAAGUUAUCAAAUAUUUCCUAAACUAUUGUGCCAACGCCCAUUUCCAAUACAAAUUAAGUGGUAGUCUCCCUUUUUACAGAAGGUUUAGCAUACAGGUACUUCAAUUUUCUAUUAAUCGUCAGAUAUAGUUUAUGACGCGAGUAAUUCUCAGUGAAGAACGGGAAAGUUUAUCAAACACAUUGUUAGGUCCAACAAAAAUAUUAAUUUAUUACUUAUUUAUUUAUUUUACACACUGCACUGAGCCUGUGGUCAUUACCCACCUUCUUACCAAUAGUUCAUAGCUCUAUUGUAAUAAAUAUGUGUCUUAAUUGAUCUGUCUUAAAUUAAGAUUCAUACAAUUAUGUGGGAAUGUAAGUCUACUUUUGUUUUAAAUUAUUUUAUAUUCCCAAUUCUAUAACUAUUGAAAUAUUAAAAGACUUGUCUUGGAAAUUUUAAAAUAUUUACAGACACUUAAGACUUUUAACAACAGAAAACACAUAAGGGGGUAGGCGCCCGAAAAUAUCUAAAUUUUUAAAAAAUUGUCCAUUUUUUAUUUUUUCAUUUUUACGAAGAUCAACAUUCUUAGAAUCGAUUACACAUCAAACUAUACUACUUUUUAAAAGAUUUGUUGUGAAACAACUGAUAUUUAACACCCCACUCCACUCUAAAAAUUGAACUAAUUUUGGAAAUAAAAUAAAAUUCAUCACAUAUCCCAUGUUUGAGACCUCAAAAAACUAGUUUUAAAUAACAAAAUAUGCUAUUAUUAUAUAUCAACAUAAUAUAUCAAGCAGUUUUUUUAACAUUUAGAAUCUUAGUCAGUAAAUAUAAUUGCUUCAAAUAAUCGGAUCCACAAGCGUAAUGUGUGUAGGAUUUUCUUCGCUUCUAUUUAUAUAAUUAUUUUACCGAUUUUCAUUGGUCCAAACGGAGGGUAACCAAGAUACCGUUGACUCCCGCAUGCGCAAACGAGUUGUUUAUGUGUUUUUACCGGAUCCUGGGUUCUGUGUACAGAUUGAAAUUUUGCAAACGAAAGCAUCAGCAUAUUUUGAUUUUAAAAUACACAUUUACAACCUUACCCAUUCGGUAAAAGCCAGAAAUUCAAGGUAAGUAUACUAAAAAAAAUGACCUUAAUUUAGCAACACGCAAUCAGUGAUAGUUGAAAUUAUUCAGUUCAUACGUCAGUACUGUCACUGUUGCCAUGAUGAUCGUGCGUGUGUAUUGUUUGUGAGUUUAUGUUUAGCUUAUGCCUUAUGCGGAGAAUUACAUAAGUUUCUACUAUUAGUCUUUAUAUUUACCAAUCAAGUGAAUUGUUAAAUUAUAUGAAUAUUAUGCCGUAAUACUACUAUAAUUAUGGUAUUAGCAUUAGCAGUAUGGGCAAAAUAAUUCGUAUUAGAAUGUUUUAACUCAAAUAGUUUAUUCUUAGCCUUAUUAAUUUUUUUUUAUAUGCUUACAAUUAUUAAUAGUAAUAGCCUAAUUAGUUUUAUAUUAUUUCUUAUUUUUAAGAUCAGUUCAUUAGACUAAUAGUAGUAAUUAUAAUAAAAUAAACAUUUAGUUAAGCAAUCCUAAACAUCUAAAUAAUACUAAUAGGCUUAUUGAGAUCAUUUUCAAUAUAUUAUUUGCUAAAUGAUGUUUAUAUAAUUUUUUAAUUCCAUUCCAGCCCCCAAAAGUUCUAACGAGCCGAGCAAAAGUUAAUUCCUCAGUGACAAGAAUUCAACAGAGGGACUGCUAAACAUUGAUUUUGAUAUGAUCACAAUUCAAAGCUUUUACCAAUUUUCUUCUGUCUGCAUUGGAAUGGACAAAUUGCAGCAGCCAUAACUUACAGCUGAUUGCAAAACAAAAUAGUAAAUACUGUGAAUAUAACAAUGACUAGAUUGUGAGUGGUUAGAUUGUUCAUACCCACAACUGGAUAAUCAAGUCAUUAUCAAUUAUAGACUGUAAGGCCUGAAGGACAAUCGCAUGGACUAUGAAAAGUUGCAAUCUAUGAUAUCUGCGAUAAACAAUCCAGCUGCACCUGAAAAAAUGUAUAACCUUCACAAAGUAUAAAAACUGCGCUAUGCCGAAGACAUGAAACAUUUAUGAGCAAGUAUCUGCCCAAUUAUUACAUUUCUAAUAGACAAAUAACUCAUUCACCUCUGGUAUGAGGGACAUCUUUGAUGAAAGAAGUACACAAAAUAGGUCCAAAGUUUCAACAUAGCAUUGCUGCCAUUAAACUAUUUAUGCUUCAAUUUCAGUGAUGGUGACAGCAACAUAACCUUGUCAUCUAAGUAUGGUUAAAAGGAUCAUGGACAAAAAGGGUUGAUUGGGGACUUUGGAUAACUUGUGUUAUACUAUAAUGCUGAACAAAAAAUUCUUAUACAACACAAAUUAGCUUUAUGCCAGAGGAAAAAUAUUUUUUUUUUUAAAAUUGUGACUUUCACGAGAGCACCUGAGUGAAGUUUGAGAAGGUGAAACCCAUGUUCCUGGUGCAUUCAACAGUUCAAUAAUAUACUAAACCACCAUGUCCAUGUUGCUGAACAAAAAAAACUAUGUAAAAGAACUUCAUUUUCAUAUUAAACUUAAAAUUUUUCACUUUUAAAGUUUAAAAUUGAUUUUUCUCAAAAUUGUUUUUUUCUGUUGUUUUGUAACGUAGAAUUCUAAAAUCUCAGCUAAUAUACAAGCUAGAGUAAUAAAAUUUGGUGCGUACCCACCUUUAACUAUUUUGUGGGUAAUGAGCUAUUCAAAAGUCAAUUUCGUCAAUUACUUUUGUUAAAAUAAAAAUAAAUAAAAAAACAAAUCUUUUGAAAAGUUUGAAGGAAAUUAAACUAGCUCAGUACCUCUAAAUAUAAUUGAAGUUCAUGAAUCAAUAAUUUUUUAAGCAAUAUGUAUGUUUGUUUUUAAAAUUUUAGAACUCUACGAAUGGGUAUUAUUUUCAAGAUGGCCGCCGUUGCCAUGGCAACUAUAUAAUUUUUUUUUUAAAGCAUGAAAAUAUAUCUCCAUUCAUAGCUUAACAUGACCAUAAUAAAAUAGUUGCUCUAAGUUGGUUAAUUAAAAAAAAUAUUUUUUUUGGUAGCCUGCCCCCCUAAGUCUUUAUUAACAGUAAAUUUAACUUUUAAAGGAUAAAAAAAGAAAAUAUGAGCCACCUGUACCGACACGAGUUGGGAAAAGAAAGAAGAGAUCUAAAGGACCUGACGCAGCAACUAAGUUACCUCAAGGUAUGAUCAUAAUAUAGUUGUUGUUUUUUUUCACACUGGCCUUAUUUGAAAUGGGCUUUAUUGGUUUGUCUGAUAAUGUUUAGUGUACUUCUAAAAAAAUCAUCUUGUAAUAGUGAUAUAUGAUAUAUACACCAUUUCAAAUGCAAGUAAUUAUUAUUUAAGUUGUAAAGUUUUGACUUAAAUGAAUUAAAAAUAUAAUAACAUGCAUUGAUUCUAGUGACUCCCUACACAAGAUGUAGAUUAAAGCUUUUAAAGUUAGAGAGAAUUAAGGAUUAUUUGCUGAUGGAAGAGGAAUUUAUCAAGAACCAAGAGAGACUUAAACCCCAAGAAGAGAAACAUGAGGUACAUCAUUAUCAAUUUUGCUGGUUAUUUGACUUAUUCAUAUGAUCUCAUCUAAUGGUUAACGUAUAAAAACAUACAUAUAUUUUUAAUAUUUAAAAAAAAAAAAUUUACUCUACAAUAAUUAUUUAAUCUUGUCUAUUAAAAUACUCUUGAAGUGGCUUUCAUUUCAAGAUUGGUUUUGACAAUCAAUAACUUCAUAACAUCUAUUCCGCAGUGCAUAUUCAUUUCACUAGAUUGAGGGUUGCACUUAAUACAGCUACAUUUUUGUUGCACCUGGGUUAAUGAGAGUUUUUUUAUCACAUUCUUUAUAAAAUAGAGGUAACUAUUUAUUUAUCAUAAUAUCUCUAAUCUGCUAUUCUAUCAUUUUACUUAAUAGGAAGAACGCUCUAAAGUGGAUGAGUUGCGUGGGUCACCAAUGUCUGUUGGCAACCUUGAAGAAAUCAUAGAUGACAAUCAUGCUAUAGUUUCUACAUCUGUCGGCAGUGAGCAUUAUGUCAGUAUUCUGUCCUUUGUCGACAAAGAUCAAUUGGAGCCUGGAUGCUCAGUGCUACUGAAUCAUAAAGUAAUUAAUCAGAUUUUGUGCUAAGGUUUUUGAGUAGAAUGGGGUGUUUUUAUUUUGAGUUAAUUUUAAGGAUUAAGAAAUAAAUAUGUGUUUGUUCCUGGUAACUUAAAUUAUUGAUUAAAAUACUGGUAGAGAUUUUCUCUCUAAUUUCUUUUAUGUUCACUUAGAAUUUCUAAUUUGGUAAAUCCCAAUAAGUAUAAUAAAAUAAAAUUGUCUAUCUUUCUGGGAUGAUCCUCUGUUAAUGUUUGUCUAUUUGAUGUCAAAACAAAAACAAUUAUGUAGUAAAUGAUCAAACAAGUUAUUGCUAUUUAUUACUUGAAAUAAAGUCAUUAAUUAAAUUGGAUGUGUUUUUUAAAACAUUUAUAUUAUUUUUGUGUUGACAGGUCCAUGCUGUGGUUGGAGUUUUGAGUGAUGACACAGAUCCCAUGGUGACUGUCAUGAAACUAGAGAAGGCACCACAAGAGACAUAUGCAGACAUUGGGGGGUUAGAUAAUCAGAUUCAGGAAAUAAAGGUAGUUUUUUUAAAAAGCUUCUCCUAAGAUUUUAGUUUACCAAGUCGGUAUUUCUUGUGGUUGUAGCCAGUUGAAUGUGUUUAGUUAACAUCAUCAGCCUACUUUCUUGUCCGAGUACUGUUGAUUUAUUUAAAAAUGUCAUACAUUUAUGAUUUCAGUCAAAAUACUUAUUUUCUAGGUGUCUGCUGAUCAUUAAAACAUUUUCAUGUCUAAUUAUUUAGGAAUCGGUAGAACUACCUCUUACCCACCCAGAGUACUAUGAAGAGAUGGGAAUCAAGCCGCCAAAGGGAGUUAUUCUUUACGGACCCCCUGGAACUGGUAAUGUUUAUUUUACAGUCUCUAAACAUGUUCUUAGUGAGGUUGAAUUAAUUAAGUUAUUUCAAGUCAUUCAUGAUACAUUUUAAAAAAUUGAAUAUUUUUAAAACAAAUUUUGAGAGUCAUGUAACUAAAUGUAGAUAGCUUGUUUAAAUUGUAAUCAAAUUUAGGCUUACAUAAUUAAUUAGGAUAAUGGAUUUUAUAAAUUCUUUACCACACCUUUCUGUUUGGAAUUAUCAGGCUAAAUCAUUUUUGCUCUGUAUGGAAAGUUGCUUGCCUAUUUAUUAUUUGUAUCAUUUAAAGUACGUUGAGUCAUGGUUGGAUAAGUUUUCCUAUUUUUUACAAGUUGUUACAUUUUUGUUCAAAAGUAUUAACUAUUUGUGAAAUGAAUUCUCAAUAGGUAAAACACUUCUAGCAAAAGCAGUAGCUAACCAAACGUCGGCAACAUUUUUAAGAGUUGUUGGUUCAGAACUUAUUCAGAAAUAUCUGGUAAGUUGCAAUCAUUAAAAUUUAAAUCUUUUAUUUAUUUAUUUUUUUGUACUUCGUCAAUCCAUGACCACUACUGUCAGCUGUUUCCAUGAAGGUUGUCUGCAGGGUCAGGUUUCUGUUCCAGGGAUCGUUUUCUCUUGUACUGCACCAGAUCUCAUAGGGUCUUCUGCUGAUUUGUUUUCUCUAGGCUGUAUUUGACAAUAGAACCCUCUCACUCCCAAGAACCAAAACUAAGACCAUCGGUGAACGCUCCUUCUACUUCCAUGGGCCCACGUUCUGGAACCAGCUCCUCUUCCAUAUCCGUCAUUGUGAAACCUCGUCCACUUUUAAAAAGUCCCUUAAAACCCAUCUGUUUAGGUCCGCCUAUGACCUGUGAUGCACCCUCCUUGCCCUGCCUCAUUUUCUGUCUCGGGUUGAUCCUGUAGUAUAGGCCAAAACGUGCCAAAGUUUCCUCGUUUUAUAGCCAUUUUAAUGUUUCUAUAGCAUAGUAGUUACUAUCCUAAUGUCUCAUUUUUAUUUUAGCUAGUUUACAUGUUUUUAAUAAUUGUAAAGCGCUUAGAGCUUUAAGGUAAGCGCUAUAAUAAAAAUGCCUAAAUAAAUAAAUAAAUAAAUAUUUCUUUGUGGUGUCUGGGAAGUGAACUUGCAGGAAUUCCACAGACAUCUCCAGCAAAUGUACAAUUUCUGCCGUUUUUGUCUCUCUGUACCAGCACCUCAAUAUGGGACAUUAUCUUUGGCCAUAAUGGACGUAGGCCAUCUAUAUAAUUGUUUUUCCUUUCAACUUUGUCCUUUGCUCUCCAUUCUAUUUGUAUCCCAUCUUUUGUGUAUCAACCUCUAACUUGCGUCUCCAUGUAUUCUUUUGCCUUCCUCUUCCGGGUGGGUUUCAUGUUGAGGGGUGUAGACAUUUUAAAUGCCUGAAUGUCCUUACUGAUCCUUGCGUAGUUUUCUUUUGUCACUGUCAUAUUUUUUUGUAACAGUUUCCAGUGGGCUGUUGUUCAGUGUGUAUCCUCCUCUUCUAUUCUUGUGUUUACCUGGCAUUGACUUAAGGCUUACAGAACUGUCAGUUCCAGCUAGUGUCUUUUUCUGUCCAUCUUGGUACUUGUCGGAAAGCAAUCCUUUGACAACAGCGGAUUCCAAUGUAUUUCUUGCGCUUCACUAAAAUACUACUGUACUAAUAAUCCAAAUGUUAAAAUCUAUGAGCAAAGCAUUUUACAGGCAGAUGAGUGAUUGUUUUAAGUUUAAGAUAACAAUAUAAAGCCACAUAUUCCACUCAAAAUUACAUGGUCAUAUCUAAUUGUUUUAACAUCUCAUAGUCAAAUCAUGUUGUUAAGAGCUUUGGUUUUAUUAUAGACCAGGUAGAGAACAGUAGGACUUAUUUGAAAUUACUUUAGCUGCACAAUGGUCAACUGCCAUUUGUUAUUUAAGAAAUCAUGUAUUUGUAGUGUGCUGCAUAAACAUUACAUAGGACCUCUUAGAUUUUCAGAUCGGAGUAAUUUACUAAAUAAAUAUCUUAAAUUGUUCUUGGCAUUGUCAAUCAGCCCACGUCUCAAAAUUAUUUUUCUCAUGCUUUACAGGGAGAUGGUCCUAAAUUAGUACGUGAACUAUUUCGUGUAGCUGAAGAGCAUGCUCCUUCCAUAGUUUUUAUAGAUGAAAUAGAUGCAGUUGGAACAAAAAGGUAUUUAAUUUUAAAAAAUAAAAUAAAUGGCUUACAAUUGCUUUGAAGAUCUUGAUAUAAACAAAAAAAUAAUCAUGCAGCUUUUUAAACCUUUAUAGUGUUAUUUCAAAUAAAUGUACAGUGUUGAAUUAGCCUGUCAUGCUUUACUUUAAAUUUGUCCCACAGAUAUGAAUCUAAUUCUGGAGGAGAGAGAGAAAUUCAGCGUACUAUGCUGGAACUUCUGAAUCAGUUGGAUGGUUUUGAUUCACGGGGGGAUGUCAAGGUUUGUCCUACAUCAGUUUAUAUCUGUUUGCCCGUUCAAUGUAAAAAUAUUAAUUAAAGCUAUGUUAAAAUAAUUUGCAUGUUCAUCUAUUAACAGUUAAAUACUUUUGGGGGAUAAAUAAUGAUUCCCUCACUUAACCUUAAAGGGCUCAAGUCAACACUUUAAAGUGUACAUUAUUCUAAUAGUAAAUUUAAUAAGAAACUUUUUUUUACAUUGAAAAUAAAAGGGUGUUGAUUAGAUAUAUUGGAGAUAAAACAUUGUACCAGUAAUACCAUGUCUUGUUUUUAAGUACCGGUACCAGUAAUACCAUUUCUUGUUUGGACAUUGUACCAGUAAUACCAUUUCUUAUUUUGAAGUAUUAAAUAAUACAUAUGAACAUUUAAUUUCAAUUAUGUGCAUAGCUAUUUCUAUUGGUGUAAUACAUUUUAAUUAAGUGUAUAGUAACACAAUUUUUUUGUGAAAGAUUAAUUGAAAAGAAUUUUAAAGAAAAACCUAGUUUGGAUUUACAAAAACAAGUGAUACCUUAAUUCUAAUUAAUUUUUGAUUAAACUAGUUUGGUUGUGACAUCCCCUGGUUAUAAAAAGAUCAGCCAUUCCAAGCUAUGAAAUGGGCCAUGACUUUGAUAAUAUUUGUUAAUAAUUCUAUAAAUAACUUUACUAGGCAAUAAAGCUCCACAAAAGUGAUUGAUACAUCUGCAGUAACUUAACUCAUCACCAUAACCAAACUCAUCACCAUAACCAAACUGCAUAUAAAUAUAUGUCAUAUUUUUUAUACUGUUACAUACUUUUUAAUUUUGUAAAAUUAAUUUUUGUAUGUUAGAAUUAAUCAUGUGAUUAAACAUUAACUAUGCCUGGCAAUUCUGCACACAUCAGACUAUGAGUUAAAUUCCACACACAUCAGACUAUGAGUUAAAUUCUGCACACAUCAGACUAUGAGUUAAAUUCUGCACACAUCAGAUUAUCAGUUAAAUUCUGAAUUAAAUUUCGUUAUUGUUAUACUUAGGUUGUCAUGGCAACAAACAGAAUAGAAACUCUGGACCCAGCUUUGAUUAGGCCUGGUCGGAUCGACAGAAAAAUUGAGUUUCCACUUCCAGAUGAGAAAACAAAGAGGCGUAUAUUCACCAUUCACACAAGUCGUAUGACCUUGGCUGAAGAUGUCAAUAUUGAGGACUAUGUCAUGUCCAAGGAUGACCUGUCUGGUGCUGAUAUUAAGGUAAGGGGUUUAACAGCAUAAUGUCUAGCUAUGAGUAAAUUUUCAUGUAAUAGUUCGAGACUGUUUUUCCUGUCAGUGGAGUUUUUUAAGCCCCAUGCAGAUAAGUGUUAACAAGGGGUGUGUGGAAAAGAUGCACAUUUUAAACUUAACAUCCGUUAUGAACAACCCCUUACCAUCCCCAUCAAUGUGAAUAGAAGUAAUACAAUUGAUGCAGUCCUCAUCUAUACAGGUUAAUCAUGUAGGCUUAUUUGCUUGCUGCGUUUGUUAACAAAACAACUAACAAUUCUAUCUUGUUCUGUUAAUUCUCUUUGUUUUUCUUCCUCCUAAAAAGGCCAUUUGCACUGAAGCUGGUUUACUGGCCCUCCGAGAGCGUCGUAUGAAGGUCAUGAAUGAAGACUUUAAGAAAGCCAAAGAAAAUGUGCUUUAUCGCAAGAAUGAGGGAACGCCUGAAGGACUUUAUUUAUAAUUACUUUUUUUGCAUUUAAUAAAAAAAAUAUGUUCCAUGUUUAUUUAAUUUUGAAUUAAAAAUAAGACUGAAUUUCAAGUGUUCAAAAGUAAAUAUUUGGGGGGGGGGGCUUUGCCUUGAAUAUCAGUAUAAGCUUUUUGAAUUAUAGAAGGUCUUUAAAAGUCUAUUCAUUAAAUCCUUCCUAUUCUGAUAUACAAUCUAACAAAGUAAGGUCAGGCCAAAUUGUGAACAUCUUUAUAAUUAUCCUCACAUGGUGGGUCAGGGAAAAAAUGGAUGCUUCUUUAUAUGGAUAAUUAACUGUGGUGUAUUUGGCUUGCACUUGUCAAUCAUCACACUGAUUUUCCAAAUGUAAAUUGAAAAUUUAGAGUUUUCAAAGUUGAGUUCCUCGAGCAUAAAUUCUUUGGUAGAGAGGCUGGAUCUUUUUACAAUUAUCUAGGGUAUGCACAUUAUAAACAGCUACUGUAGUGUUGGUUAUGGCUGGAGUUUGAAAAUAAUUUUUUAUCAACAGUAAUUAAUUUUUUCUGUAGCAGCAGACACACUUCAUGACCUUUGAAGUAGUCUUAUUUUAUUUUGCCUACUUAGGUAAUUAGAUUGUUGCUGUCAAAAUUGCUAAACCUACCAAAGACACAACCUCUUAAAGUCAAAUCACACCCAGAAUUUCUAUUUUCAUGAUUUUCAAAAAAAAAAAAAUUGUUUAACUUUUUAUAACGGCUUUACUUGUCAAAUUAUUUCUAGCGUUACAUAAUGGGGGAAAGUAUUAAUAUUGUAGCAGAUAAGUUGCUAGAUUCCAAACUAUUUUUUUGUUGUAAUAAACUCAUUUAAAGCAGAAAUGCUGGCCUUUUCAAAAGUUGAAUGUUACACAAGAGAAGAAGCUUCACUUUGUUAUAGACAUUUAGUUCAAAUUAUAUAUUUUAGGGAAACUUUCCACUCACUCAUCUUAUAUUUAUAUUGAGAGAAGUUCUCUUAAAAUUUAUCAUUUUAAUUUUUUUCAAAAUGACAACUGCCGUAGUUGAAUUAUUUCAUUUUUAAUAUUCAAUUUCACAAUUUUCUUUUAGUUAAUGCACAUCAAUUAACUUAUUAUUUCGACACUUAAAACCAAGUCAUCAAAAGGUUUUAAAAGGAAAAUACCCAAAAGCAUAAAUUUUUAUUUUCAACAAGUUUAGAACAAUUUCCUUUACAGAUAAUAUUUACAGUUACUAAAACCAGAUGCAUACUUGAGUUACAAAUAAUGAAUUUGAUUGAUAAGCACAAUUUCAACUAUCUUUGUCUGACUUCAGAUACUACAAGUACAUUUUAUUACUGUCACUUGACUAACAAACCAAUUGGAAGCCAUAACCGUGCUUCUACCUUAACGUUAACUAUCUUUCUGAUGAUUUUUCUGAAUCUAGAUUCUCCAAAUAAUUUUUUAUAAGCCUGGAUGCAUCUUUCAUCUCAUCUAAAGACUUGACUAAGAACUCUCUAGAGUCAGAUGAUUUGUCAAAAAGACCCAAGUCCAUUAGCCUGCCUACAGCGAGUAUUUGAGCACCUGAAAUAAGAUAAAAAUAUGCUUGUAAAAAAUGAAUAAAAAAUAAAGGCACUCUUCCCAGUUUUCUGGUUGAUGUUAUCUAUAAGCAUAAGUAGUAUUAGACAUUGGAAAAACAUUGACAGGGCCUGGUGGUCCUACUUUGGUGCAAAUUACUAGCACCAGCUCUAAAUCUAUCUGAGCCACACUGGCUUAAAUGUCUAAAUCUACCUAGACCACACUGGCUUUUAAAUCAGUUAUAGCUGUGGCCAAAAAAGUUAUGAAAUUAUUUUAUUACUUUUAGAGUUGUCAUCUUUCUCAAAUAAUAAUAAUAAUAAAGUUCAUUUCAAAAACAUGCUUCAUCCCCAAAUGCUCGAAGCGCGGUACAAAGUCAACAAAAUACAAAUCUAUAAUUUACCACAUUUAAAACAAACGCAACACUACAAAAACGAAU